AAAAAGAGGAAGAAGGAGAAGAAGCUGAAAGCGGCCGCGAGCGUUGGGGAGGAAGACCACACCAUGGCCGUGGACGAUCCGAGUGAGUGCGCAUCCGCGCAACCCGAAAAGAAGAAAAAGCGCAAACGGGACGAGGACGACGCACGCUCGGAUCCCAGCACCUCCAAGAAGGACAAGAAGAAACGACGGAAGGAGGGAGAUCUCGCAGAGGCCACGCAGUCGCCCGAGUCAGACCAGCCCGAGGCCGACGCAGACCAAGGUACCUCGAAGAAGGACAAGAAGAAACGGCACAAGGAUACAGCUUUGGACGCGAGCGAAUCAAAGACGUCGCCAAAAGUUACCAAAAUCUCUGGCAACGCGCCAUCUUCUGCGGACAUCGAAGCUUUCCUGUCGAAACAUGCCGUGACCAUCCAUGUUCCCGAAGGCUCAGAUCCCGUCACUCCUGUGCUCUCCUUUGAUCAGUUUGAUAUCCCCUCCGACCUCCAGUCAGCCUUCACAGGCUUCAAGGAGCCGACGCCCAUCCAAGCAUGCUCGUGGCCUCCUGCCCUGCAGGGCAAAGAUGUCGUAGGUAUUGCGGAAACGGGCAGUGGAAAAACUCUCGCCUUUGGCCUUCCCGCCCUCGCCCGCCUAAUAUCUUCCCCGACACCCUCAUCCAAGAAAGACAAAGGCACGACAGUGUCCGUCCUCGUCAUGGCGCCGACGCGCGAACUCGCCAUCCAGACACACGACACCCUCGCAGAGCUCGGAGAGUCUUUCGGUAUCGCGAGCGUUGCGGUCUUUGGAGGCGUGGACAAGGGCCCACAGAUCAAAGCCCUCAAGAACGCGAACAAGGACGGCAAGACGACGCGGAUCAUCGUCGGUACGCCUGGUCGGAUAUUGGACUUGGUCAACGAUGGCAUCUGUGACCUCAGCCGGGUGUCAUAUCUAGUCCUCGACGAGGCAGACCGCAUGCUGGACAAAGGGUUCGAGAAUGACAUACGCUCCAUCAUCGGGCACGCCAAGCAAGGAGCCGAACGUCAAACCCUCAUGUUCAGUGCAACAUGGCCUGACGCUGUCCGAAGAUUGGCCUCAACGUUCCAACGAGACCCUGUCCGCGUCACGGUCGGCAGUGACGACCUCACAGCAAACAGCCGCGUAGAGCAGGUUGUCGAAGUCUUCGACGACUCACGGUCCAAGGACCAACGCCUCCUCAAUCAACUCCGCAGCGCCUCGCACAAAAAGUCCGGCUCCCCCGAAGACGCGCGCAUUCUCGUCUUCGCGCUCUAUAAAAAGGAGGCCACGCGCGUCGAGGGCAUGCUCCGGAGCAAUGGCUACUCCGUCACUGGCCUGCACGGCGAUAUGUCGCAGGCGGCACGCAUGGAAGCCCUCCAGAACUUCAAGAGUGGCCGGACGGGCCUGCUCGUCGCGACGGACGUCGCCGCGCGCGGACUCGACAUCCCGAACGUCGGGGUGGUCAUUAACUACACGUUCCCCCUCACUAUCGAGGACUACAUCCACCGAAUUGGGCGGACGGGCCGUGGAGGCAAGUCGGGCAAGUCGAUCACGUUCUUCACGGGUGAUAACCACGAGCGCGCGUUGGCGGGCGAGCUGGCGAGGGUGCUCAGAGAGAGCGGGUUUGAGUGCGAGGGGCUGAGAAAGUUUCCGAUGACGAUCAAGAAGAAGACGCAUAGCGUAUACGGCGCGUUCUUCAAGGAUGACAUCCCCGUACCCACUGGUCCUACCAAGAUCACCUUCGACUAG
Molecule: messenger RNA, 1740 nt
Organism: Rhodofomes roseus
Lineage: Eukaryota; Fungi; Basidiomycota; Agaricomycetes; Polyporales; Fomitopsidaceae
Product: DEAD-domain-containing protein
Exons: 7
Biological process (GO): rRNA processing
Cellular component (GO): nucleolus
Molecular function (GO): ATP binding; RNA helicase activity; RNA binding
Source: RefSeq, a predicted model, not a curated record